Messenger RNA from Bipolaris sorokiniana ND90Pr, 1114 nucleotides. RefSeq lists its product as uncharacterized. The transcript is spliced from 4 exons. The coding region runs from base 291 to 737 and encodes 148 amino acids. Gene Ontology annotation, cellular component: Golgi membrane. Gene Ontology annotation, biological process: vesicle-mediated transport. NCBI's taxonomy places the organism in Eukaryota, Fungi, Ascomycota, Dothideomycetes, Pleosporales, Pleosporaceae. The record is from RefSeq and is a predicted model, not a curated record.
AGCAAGCAACCGUAAUCAUUGCCAUCGCAACAAGCAGGCAGCCACCGACUCCGCUAUACCGCACGCCUACACACCUGCUCUACUGCACCGCCACAACUACAUUACGCACUCGCAACCCACACCAGCGACCCAGCCCACUUUGUACAAAACCCACACCGACGCUCGUCCAAUCCGUCUUACAGUAGCUCCGUCCACACAGCUUGCGCCGUCAGCAAACCGACCCAGACUGCACUCGACAUUGCCCUAUACUUGUAGCUGAACUCCUACGAGUUUCUAAUUCCAAAGUAAACAUGACGCUCGCAGAAGAGUUCAAGUCGCGAAAUUUCAGUAUCUACGGACAAUGGACCGGAGUGCUGUGUAUAUUCCUAUGCUUUGCGCUGGGCAUUGCCAACAUCUUUCACGCCAACUUUGUCAUUGCGUUCAGCAUCGUAUGCUUGGUGUGCUCCUUCAUCAUCAUAUUUAUUGAAAUACCGCUCCUUCUUCGCAUCUGCCCAACCUCGUCGAAAUUCGACGAAUUCAUCCGCAAAUUCAGUUCCAACUAUAUGCGCGCUGCCAUCUAUGGUGUAAUGAGCGUUAUACAAUGGAUCAGCAUCUGGCCCAUGGCUACGAGCUUGAUUGUCGCGGCCAUCUUCCUGAUGCUUGCUGCAGUCUUCUAUGCGCUUGCCGGCAUCAAGGGCCAGCAGUUCCAGGGCAGCAAGACGCUUGGUGGGCAGGGCGUUGCACAGAUGAUCAUCUAAAGAGGAGGCUCACAUGGCGGGAACACGGUGAGAGAUUGGAUGAGAAUGGGGUCGAUGUGGGCAACGAUUGCGAAUGUACAGCCUGUUUUGAAAUACACACAGGGACCGAGUGCGAAUUGGAUACUGUCAUAACAGCCGCGUCCUGGUGUCGGGCCACGAUUGAAUCUAUUUGUAUCACGGGCGAAAAGCCAGGCGUUAUUGGGAGAUAUCUACCACAGGGAUUGCCUGAAGCCGAAGGCGUGUGGCCAAACUUAGAGGCACGAGAAUGCGAUAUUAUAUUUUCACUUCUGUGGUAUACCUUUGACAGUCGAAUAUUGGUCAUAAAGUACUACUAGUUAGCCCAAGGCGGGGGAACAUACGUAACUGUACAUGUGGAG